Messenger RNA from Colletotrichum siamense, 894 nucleotides. It is a transcript of the gene ARG1-2, whose product is annotated as Arginase-1. Gene Ontology annotation, cellular component: nucleus; cytoplasm; cytosol. Gene Ontology annotation, molecular function: manganese ion binding; arginase activity. The transcript has a single exon. Bases 1 to 894 code for a protein of 297 amino acids. The record is from RefSeq and is a predicted model, not a curated record. NCBI's taxonomy places the organism in Eukaryota, Fungi, Ascomycota, Sordariomycetes, Glomerellales, Glomerellaceae.
AUGCCGUACACCUCCAUCACAAUCAUCAUAGCCCCCUACCACACCGGCCUCUACAACCACCGCGUCGGCUCCGGGCCCCUGCGCAUCCUCUCCCACAACCUCGCCUCCAAGCUCGAGGCCCUCGCCCCCAUCUCCUUCACCAACAUCGGCCCCGUGGACGCCUUCGAGGGCGAGAUCGGGCGCACCUUCGAAGUCCUGCGGCGCAUCGCCACCGCCGUCGCCGCAGCUGCCUCGCGCCGCUCGUUCCCGCUCGUGCUUUCAGGGAACUGCAACGCUAGCGCCGCUGUCGCGGCUGGGUUGCACUCCUCCGUGCCGGAUUUGAAUGUGUUGUGGAUCGACGCGCAUGAUGAUUUGGAUACACCCGAUACGAAUGUCAACGGGUACCUUGACGCGAUGGCCGCGUCGAUGAUGUGCGGGCGUAGCUGGGCUGCGCUGAUGGCCUCUGUGCCGGGACAUGUUCCCGUGAGUUUGGAGAGGGUUGCGUACUGCGGGUUGCGGGACGUGAGCGACGCGCAAAGGAGAGCUGUGAAGGAGGCGGGGGUUGAUGUCAUCUGGGGCGAUGCGCGGAAGAAGGUUGCGUUUGGGAGGGAGCUGGACGGGAUGUUGCAGCGGAAGGGGUUCAAGAGGACGCAUGUGCAUCUGGAUCUGGAUGUGUUGGACGAGUCGUUGGGGAGGGUGAAUGAGUGGCCGUCGCCUGGGGGGCUGGAUGAGAGGGACUUGGUGGAAGUUAUGGAGGUCAUACCGCGGCGGACGGAGCCGACGAGUUUGGUGGUGUGUUCAUUUGAUGCGAGGUUGGAGGGGGGAGAUACGGUUGCGAGGCUUGCGGGCGAUGGGAUUGUAAGGUUUGUGGAGGGGUUGAAGGAGCGUGGGAGCCUGAAGGUUGGAGAAGCAUGA